This is a messenger RNA of Dendronephthya gigantea, 712 nucleotides long. RefSeq lists its product as uncharacterized. The coding region runs from base 51 to 605 and encodes 184 amino acids. Lineage: Eukaryota; Metazoa; Cnidaria; Anthozoa; Malacalcyonacea; Nephtheidae. The transcript has a single exon. The record is from RefSeq and is a predicted model, not a curated record.
AAGAAACUUGCCCGAAUGCGAUUCGAAAUCAACUAAAUGAACGUCUAAAAAUGGUAACAGCAGAGAAUGAUAAGCUACGACAAGAUAUCGCCAUAUUGUUAGAAAGGAUGGAAAUAGUGGAGAACGAUAAUAAAGAAUUAAGGGAGAUGGUUGAGUCAGUCAAUAAGAAAAAUCAAGAUCUGGAUGAUGAGAUGAAGAGUCUUCGUGAAUUGUUGGAGGCCAAGAAGAGGCUACAACUUGGGCAGAUCGCAUGGGAACUCGAGGAGAAGAUUUGGGAUUACGUCUUGCCAAAUCAAAAAAAGGGAAGCACUGCUUAUCUCAAAUCAAUGAAACAUCUUCUAGAAAGUGAAGAUCUAAGCCUCGAAGAGAAAGAAGAAGGGAAAAGAAAGUGGGAAGAGUUAAAACGAAAGCUAAAGUGGAAUGAAAAAAGGCAUAAACAUGCUUUGUGGUUGCUCAAACAAAUCAGAUUCAAUCUUGCACAUCCGGACGUUACUGUUGAGAUGGCAAGGAAACUGAUAAAAGAAGGUAGUUACGUCGCUGAAAUAGAGAAAAAGUCGUGUGAAGAAAUCAUCGACAUGAUCGUGACUUUGGAAAACAUUGAGUAACUUUCAAAACGUUUUUAAGGAUGGACCUUAAAUUCGAAGGAAGGAUGAAUUUUAAAUUUGUAAAUAAUAUUAUUACGUAAUUGAUAGUCUCAGAACAGUGCUUUUAA